AUGUCGUUUAACGUUGCAGGUUCCUCCACCAGUGUUCCUGUUAUUCCUUCAUCUGAUCUUCCGACGGUCGAGGAAGUGAGAGGAUUUAAUGCCGAAGCACUUAAUGGCUUUUUGAAAAGGAGAUUAAACGGCGUCGAUAAUCACAUAGACACCUUAACAGCUCAAGAAGUCGAUGGUGAAGCUUUUCUUGAAUUAACUCCUGAAGACCUUACAAAACUAGGAAUACUUCUUGGACCAGCUAAAAAAAUCUUGAAGUUGAUUAAUGGCAUUCAAGGAAAUCAACCCGUUGCUG
Messenger RNA from Ambispora leptoticha, 292 nucleotides. NCBI's taxonomy places the organism in Eukaryota, Fungi, Glomeromycota, Glomeromycetes, Archaeosporales, Ambisporaceae. The record is from the annotation of a GenBank genome assembly.